Molecule: messenger RNA, 1257 nt
Organism: Colletotrichum destructivum
Lineage: Eukaryota; Fungi; Ascomycota; Sordariomycetes; Glomerellales; Glomerellaceae
Exons: 3
Coding region: 1-1257 (418 amino acids)
Biological process (GO): DNA-templated transcription
Molecular function (GO): DNA binding; zinc ion binding
Source: RefSeq, a predicted model, not a curated record
AUGGGAACCGCAGACGUAGACGAGCUUGUAGCUCCAGACGUGAAAGAGCAACUGAUCGAUCUAUACUUUGAGUGGGAACAGCCAUGGCAUCAUUUUGUGGACGAAAGGCUCUUCCGGGACAGCCUUCUGAGCUAUGGGUGUUAUUCGAGUCCGCUUCUGCUUUUGUGCGUCUUGGCCGUGGGUUCAAGAUAUUCCGAUCGACUCGAAGUUCGAAGCGACCCAAAUGACCCCAAUACAGCCGGCCGUAUCUUUCUGGAACCGGCCGAGACUCUACUUAGAAGUGACAUCAAGUCCCCUAGUAUCACCACAAUCCAAUCCCUGGGAAUUUUGGGUAUUUACUAUGUUGUGGGUGCCUACAUAUCGUUCUUUCAAUUCUUACACUUGGCUAAUUUCUUCCUAAAGUCCAUUGGUUCUGACAACCUUGGCUGGUUGCACUUUGGCAUGGCGAACCGAUUGCUAAUCGACUUGGGCUUCAAUUUGGACAGCACAGUUCUCACCGGCAUAGGCUCCCUAGAGAAGGAGGAAGUUCAGCUACGUCGACAAGUGUACUGGUCGUUGUACUGCAACGACAAGUUGUGGGCUAGCUACACUGGCAGGGUUUGCACCAUGCUGGACUCUCAAGGUGCUGUACCUCUGCCGACAACUCCCUUGUCGAACGAGAUGGACAGCGGGGGUGCCUCUGCUCUUUCUCGCUCUCUGAGUCACUUACUACGGGCACUGGCGACACAUUGCCAAAUCCUGGAGAGGAUAUUGAUGAACCUAUAUGCGCCAAAGAGACUCGCCUUGGCAGCAGAAAAGCGAGGCUUUUUCGAAUCCUGCAUGUUCACACUCAAGGGUUGGUACUAUUCCCUACCCAAGGAGUUAAAGAUCAACACGGCAAUGCGAACUCACGACGGCUCUCCAUCGCCUCACGCGUAUAUCAUCAACAUGGUUUACCACACCUCCAUCAUUUUAUUAGCAAAACCUUUUCUUUCUUACGGCGAGAGAAAUGCACCAAAGUUUGCAGUACCACAGCCUGGCGAAAACGAUGACUUCCCCCAGCGGGCUUCGGCAGUAUGUCUUGAAGCUGCUGGAGAAAUAUGUCGUCUGGCAGAAGGUUAUCGAGAGGCCUUCCACAGCUUCCGUCGUAGCCCCCUGACGGCGACGCACUGCACGCUUACUGCGGCACUCGUCAUCCUGUUUGUCCGGCAUGAGAAUGUACAUUCGACCGCCCUCCAGACCUUUACAGAUUUCGGCUGUUGCAUGAAGACUGUGUGA